CUAGAAGCAGAACAAAAUCAAUUUGUACAAAUUAAUACAGAGGUACAUGUAUUUCCAGGACUGACUCAAGACCGAGGGACUUAUAUACUAUUCUCUUGUUUUCAUUUUACUGUAGGAAAACGCCAACUGUAUUAUGGCCUGUCAUCUGACGAAUUUGAGGUUAAUAUAAGCCUUGCCAAGCAUACCCUAGAUUUUUUGACCCAAAAGUACCUCAAGUGCAAGAAUGAGUCACUAACAGCACAAGAAAUCGACCAAUGUUCAAGAGCCCCUUGUGCAAAUGGAGCCACGUGCAAAGGCCAACUGAAUUCUUUCCAAUGCGUGUGCUUGCCUGGCUUUACAGGGAAAUUGUGUGAAAAUGACAUUGAUGAGUGUGCUAGUAACCCAUGCACCGCUGGAUCCACGUGUCAAAACCGCCACGGUCACUUUGUGUGCGCUUGUCCAGCAGGAUUUGCGGGGAAUCUUUGCCAGCAUGACAUUGAUGAGUGUGCUAGUAACCCAUGCACCAAUGGAUCCACGUGUCAAAACCGCCAUGGUCACUUUGAGUGCGUUUGUCCAGCAGGAUUUGCGGGAAAUCUUUGCCAGUUUGAUAUCAGUGAAUGUUCCAGUCGGCCGUGCCAGAAGGGAGGAACAUGUGUGGAUUUAGUUAACGGCUAUAGGUGCAUCUGCCCUGACGGACAUUAUGGAAAACAUUGUGAAGAGGUUGAUCACUGUCGCAGUCAACCAUGUCAAAAUGGAGCAACAUGCGUGAAUGGAACUACCACAUACAACUGCAUUUGCCCUGAGUCAGUAUAUGGAAAAAAUUGCGAAAAAGGGACAAAAUGUCUGCCUGGCGGCUCUAUUAGAAUUGGGAACACGUCCAUGGUCUUUCAAUAUAGUCCAGCAAAGUACUCUUCUUCUUCGUGGAUGAAAGAUUCCCAUCCCACAGAUCUAAGCUCUUCAAACAAAGUGUGGUUUUUCAAAGGAAAUCACAAUAAAGUUGUCGUUGCAUUUGACACUUUGGAAGACAUGAAACUAAGUAAGCAGAAUGCGUCAAAUACAAUAACUCUUCCAUAUUACUGGAUCGGAAACGGGCAGGUCGUAUACAGAAAUAAUUUGUAUUUUCAGUCAUACCGUACUAAGAAUAUUGUAAAAUAUGAUCUCCAGAAAAUGAAGAUUUUGAUUGAAGAAGAGAUAAAGGACUUAGAUAGUGGAACCAAUAAUAAUUAUUGUUACAAUCCGUUCGGUCCCAGAACUAUGGCUGACUUUGCCGUGGACGAGUUCGGACUGUGGUUAGUGUACGGGAACGUGACUGACAACUGUAACCUGGUCAUCGCCAAGAUAAACCCGGACACUCUCAAAGUGGAGAAUUCCUGGACGACGACCAUUUACAGCAGGACCAUCGGAGACACGUUCAUGAAAUGCGGAGUUCUUUACUGUGCGGCUAGCUACACUUCAUCGAGAAAUUACAUCCGCUAUACCUACGACACCAGUACUGGGAAACAGGAGAUGCCCUCGUCAAGAGAUGGAACUUACCAGCAACCUAGUUCACGCAACUCCAUGCUAAAUUACAAUCCACAUGAUGGUCUUCUGUAUUAUGCAGAUUACCGCAUGCACCCGUACAGUAACCUUGCCACGUUUCAAAUUGCGUAUUCAGUGUAA
Molecule: messenger RNA, 1638 nt
Organism: Lingula anatina
Lineage: Eukaryota; Metazoa; Brachiopoda; Lingulata; Lingulida; Lingulidae
Product: neurogenic locus Notch protein
Source: RefSeq, a predicted model, not a curated record